Didymella exigua CBS 183.55 is the source of this 2253-nucleotide messenger RNA. RefSeq lists its product as uncharacterized. Gene Ontology annotation, cellular component: cytoplasm. The record is from RefSeq and is a predicted model, not a curated record. Bases 1 to 2253 code for a protein of 750 amino acids. The transcript has 3 exons. NCBI's taxonomy places the organism in Eukaryota, Fungi, Ascomycota, Dothideomycetes, Pleosporales, Didymellaceae.
AUGAACUCGUCACCGGUGGGCUCAUCCACCCCCUCUACUACGCCUGCGACAUCGACUAUAGAGGCAGAUGCGCCCCCAGUACCGGCGCAAAGCACUCGGCCUCAGCGACCUACCGCAGAACCUGUCAAGCGCUACAGCAUGAAUGGCCUGUCCACAACACCUACCAACGGCUCUGGCGUGCACAACUCGUUCAAUCGAUCCUCUCUCCUCGCACCGCGCGUUAUUUCCGUAUCAGAUAACUCUUGGGUUCAUCAGCAGGUUUUGCUGGUAUUCGGGCAAGUUGGCGAACCAUCUUCCCAACCACUAGAUGGCACCAUCACCGUCAACCACCACCAAGGUCGGUUUCCAGCCACCUGCUGGCCAGUAAGGGACUCGUACUUCAAAGCAUUGGUCCAUUUGGAGCCAGGGUGGAACCGAGUUCGUUUUGACUUCUCGUCGCCGAAAGUCUCGUCCGGCAACCAGUCCAUCUCCCCACACGCAACGUUCGUGAACAUCAACUACCUCCCUCUUACACAUGCGCCGCCUCUUCAGCUCGCCAUCAUUCUCGGAAGCGACUCGCCUGGCACAUAUGAUGCACCGCCGUCGCGCAUGCAGACCGAAGGAAACGGGCUGGAUCUUGCGGUCAAGAAGUUCCGUAUGGCAGCGUAUCUGUGGCAAGCUUUUACAGGCGAACAAAUGAAGCGCCAUGGCUUCGGUCGACGAUGCUUCCGCUUGGAAGAUUCGUGGGAGCCGGGUACGAUCAGCUUCCAAGACUGGGAGUCUGGCCACUUCCGCACACAGGCAAAGGUUCACAUCAUACGAUCGAAGAAGACUGUCGCCGAGAUCAGAGACCUCGAUCGAGCACAACAGUAUGGUCCGGGAAUGAAGAAGGGCGAGCUCUUUGGCAUUGCCGCAGACGCAGUCAAGGACUACUUUCACAUUACACCGGGUCAAAAGCUUUACGUUUCUUGCAUGUUCAUCGAUUCGACGUGGGACGCCAAGGAGCAGGUCAUCCGUGGGCAUGCAGCGCUUGGUGGAGGAGUGCCAGACUUGCAGCUCGGCAUCUUUGGGUCACAAGCGCUACACAGCUACCCGUCCAGUAUCGAGGAGGUUACUCAAGCAUUUGAAGAUUGCACGCGAACAGACACCAACUUCGUAGCAAAUGACUGCAACGAAUCUGGCAGCAACUGGGAGGCCGCCAAUAUCGGUAUUGGCGCCCACCUUCACGAGACCGGACACUUAUUCGGCUGCCCGCAUCAGGAGUCUGGUGUUAUGUUGAGAGACUAUGUCACACUGAACCGCACAUUCAUUUGCCGCGAGCCUUACUCAACUCGCACGAAGUCGCCUGGACAGCGGCUGGUGCUACCCGAAGAUGAGUGUAAAUGGCACAGGCUGGAUGUGCUGCGCUUUAGAUUCCAUCCAUGCUUCCAGAUCCCGAUCGAUAGAGCCGAUGCUAACAAUGACGGGAGCGUGCAGGUCUGGACCGUUGAUCCCGGCCAGGGCGGUGUGAUUGCAACCUCAAAAUCUGGCAUUGCCUGGGUCGAGCUCUACACAGAAGGUGACGAUGUGUGCAGAUUCUGGCGAGAGUGGCCAGAAGUCGAACUCCAAUACCCUCGUCAGGUCUCUCUGGACGAGAACGAGCUGCGUUCAGUGCUUCCAAAAGAAAAGCAGAAGUCGAAGCUGAAAGUUGAAGUUUACUCUGCAGGAGGUGGAAAGCAUGUUAUCGAAGACUUCAGCCAGCUCGCGAACCAGAAACUCGCGCGCGUGAAGAUUCCCGACGGCCGCUGGGGCUACCGCGGCAGCAAAUUGGGUUACUCUCAAAUGGAAGGAUCGCAACCAAUGGAGAUCAUCCUUGAGAGCGCUCACAUCCAGACGAAACUCUUGCUCGGUAUCAAAGUAUGGUCUGGGCUGUGCGUUGACGGUCUGGAGUUCUACUACGAAGAUUCAACAAGCCAGGUUUUCGGCAAGCGAGGAGGUCAUGCAACCGACUUCCCACUGGACACACGGAAAGGCGAACUGCUACUUGGUUUCGCUUUGCGAGCAGGACUCUGGAUUGAUGGCAUCCAAAUCCUGACCAGUCUGGGCAGGUCAAGUGAGUGGUUUGGCAACGCCACUGGCGGGAGCGGGUAUGUUGUUCCUUUAUGUGUGUAUUCUCGAUAUGUGGCUAACAGAACCAGACACACUCUCAUUCCUCCCCGUGGCUACACGAUUGGUGGCAUCUCCGGGUCCUCGGCCGCCUGGAUCGACGGCUUCUCUCUUAUCAUCACACGUUAA